This is a messenger RNA of Histoplasma mississippiense, 1791 nucleotides long. RefSeq lists its product as hypothetical. The transcript has 4 exons. Gene Ontology annotation, cellular component: ERMES complex. NCBI's taxonomy places the organism in Eukaryota, Fungi, Ascomycota, Eurotiomycetes, Onygenales, Ajellomycetaceae. Bases 1 to 1791 code for a protein of 596 amino acids. The record is from RefSeq and is a predicted model, not a curated record. Gene Ontology annotation, molecular function: lipid binding. Gene Ontology annotation, biological process: phospholipid transport; mitochondrion organization.
AUGAGCUCCAAACCCUUGACCGACCCGCGUAUCAUGAUGUUGGUCUUGCCCUCCGUGAUCUCCACGGAUAACUCUGGGUCAUAUCCGUCUAGAGCACGCACGCCAAGUACAUUCUCUAACCGUGAUGAUGAAGAAGAGCCGAAAUUCGGUCAACGAAGUCACGAAUCAGGGUCUUCAUGCGGCGUGCACGGCGAAAAAUCAAAUUCAAACGGAGCCAAAGUUCCAUUGAAGAUCCUGAAUUUCCGCGGAAUGAUGAAGCCUUCAUAUUUCGGCACCACGAGGUUGUGGCUGUUUUUGACAGUCCACGGUGUCGAAACGUUUCGGCAGUCCACAAGCCGCUGCCUCCUGAAGGAAUGGCAACGAUUCCCCAACAACCGACGAACUGAAAUUAAGUCAGCUUUGAACUAUCCCUCAUAUCCAAUCAUGCCUAACGGCGUAAUAGGCGUUGCGAAAACCAGAGCCUUCAUAAUGGCAAUGAGGUGUCAGGUGAUGUCCAUAGAUAUUGACUGGGAACGCGCCACCUCUGGCCCAGACGGCGAGCUUCUGGCAGAGCGCAUUCGCUCAUUCAUACAUGACAAAUUUCAGCAAAUAGUUCUGCCCAGAUUCAUUCGCUCAGUGCAAGUUACCUCCUUUAAUUUCGGUACGAUACCUCCAGAGCUUGAAAUCCGCGAUCUCAGCGAUCCGUUCCCAGAUUUCUUCGAGGAUGAUGACGAAAAUUUCUCUGACAGCUCGGAGGAGAGAUCGCCAACGAGGGAGCCGGUUGAUAGAUAUGGGAACAGAGUAGAUUCGUGGCAGGCGAAUUCUCCAGGAGGACCUGGAGGGCAAAUGUACGGUAGGGUUGGAUUUAACCAACCUUUACGGAUGCCUGAAUGGGAAGAACAUACCGGAAUAUCCCCUCUACGGGGGCCCAUGAAUUUUGGAGAUAUAAACCCGUAUCUAUUUCCCAGAUCAGGGACACCGGGCAUACCUGGGGGUACCUCGAAUCUAGGUUACUACAUGCCACUGAGUGGACUUUCAAACUCACAAACACCACUGGGAGCAGUAGCGCGUGGCAACCCGUUUUCGGGCGGAUGGCCAGAUGCUCAUGGAGCAAGACCGUCCCGUCGCAGAUCAGAAGCUGAACCAGACUCUGCGCAAUCUCGACCGUCUACUGCGAAUACUGGGAACACACUGCCAUCGCGCGAUUCAAUGAGUGUCAGUGAUCCACACCAUUGCCAUGCUUCGCAAGGAAUGUCAAAUAAUCAAGGGCAAGUCCUUGAACCCAACAUCCCACCUACUUCUCCUAACCAUCCCCUCGACGAUACCCCACCCCGGCGAAUGCGCGAACAAAAAGCGGAGGAUUUCCAAGUCUUCUGUAGGACGAAAUAUGCAGGCAAUAUCAGUCUUUCAUUAACCGCGGAGAUCCUCCUUGACUACCCGAUGCCCAGUUUCGUUGGACUACCCUUAAAACUUAACAUUACAGGCCUUACAUUUGACGCCGUAGCUGUCAUUGCGUACAUUCGAAGACGAAUACACUUCUGCUUUCUUUCGCCAGACGAUGCUGACACGCUAAUGGGACCAGAAACUGCUGCCGGCAGCGGAGGAGGGGAUACGUUGGAACCAAAUUCUCCACGACGGAAGCAUUCUAGUCUGCUGCGUGAAAUCCGAGUGGAGAGCGAAAUCGGCAGAAAGGAGAAUGGAAAGCAGGCUUUGAAGAAUGUUGGGAAGCUGGAGAAGUUCGUGCUUGAGCAAGUGCGCCGGAUUUUCGAGGAGGAAUUUGUAUACCCCAGCUUCUGGACUUUUCUUAUUUGA